UAUUAAGGUACACUGACAGCCCAAAAUAAGUACAUAAAUAGUUACACGCAAAUUUAUACAUGAAUCCAGGGAAAAACUUUUGUAAAUAGAAAGCAUGUAAAAGCAUACCUUUCUUAUUUUGUGUUAAGUUCAAUUUUAACUUUUAAAACUAGGCACCUCUCCUACUGUGUUCGGCUUCACUAUUUUUUCAGGUGACCACUUUCUCAUACCACUAAUGGAAUAUCGAAAAAGGUAUUAAAGCACACAAAUCGUGAAGCAAGUGGACUCAUUUUUGCUCAAACCUCCUACAUACAUACACACAUACCUUUUUGCCAUUAAUCAAAUGUGCACAAUACUAGUUCUCGUGGGGCUGUCCAUUAGCAAAAUCUUGCAAUUGCAGGAAUAAGAAGGCCGAGUUUGCUUCACUUCACCACUUCCGGGGCUGGAUUAGUACUCGGAUCAAUAUUUCUUAGAACGGAAUUGAGAGCAAGGGCAUUCAAAGGAAGAAAACCUACUGCGUUUCUGAAUUUUCGUCAAUCAAAAUCCAGUAGAAUUAUUUCAUUACUUUCUCAGCUCAGAUAAAAUCAUACAAAUUAUAUCGUUCCAACUUUCAAUCUGACAAAAUCUAAGAUGGAGGACGCACAAAUUCCUCCAACGGAUGACCAGAAGAAGGAAACUGCAAAAAUCUUUAAGAUGGGCAACAUUUUGUUUAUCGCUUGUAUCAUCUACAUGGGAGCAACAGGGGGGCUAUGUCUGACUGGAACGGUCAAUCUGGCAGGGCGUACAACAUCCCUCCCAAAUUUCGCAUCACGCUUGGAAUUCACACUCAAAUACCUGACGCUUCCCCUCCUUUGGCUCCUGCUCCUCAUUUUCAACAUCAUCAUCAAUAGAGGGAAAACUGGAGCCUUGAAUCCACUUGCUGGCCGUGACAUGUUCUUCAAGAAACAAUCAAACAUUUUGCAAAACUCUUUCGAGCAGUUUAUUCUCUCUGCAUUUGCACAAUUCAUCCUUGUCUCAUUUUUGGAUGAAGUUUGGACGCUGAGAAUAAUUCCUUGGAUCAACUUCCUUUUUGUAAUUGGACGAAUUACGUUCUAUCUUGGUUAUCCGAUAUACAGGGGUUUUGGCAUGUUUCUGUGCCUACUCUCUACAACUGGAAUGGUGGGGUUUGCAGUGUAUAAGUUUUUUGAGCACUUAUUUUUUUAAGUGGGCUAUUGUAAUGCAUGCAAUGCUUUUCUCUGUACUUGUAGUACAAAUUGCGUUUAACAAAACUGGUUAAAGAAUAGUUAGUCAAUUGAUUUUACCCAAUUUAUUAUUUUAGAAAAAGUACAUAAGUGAGUAUACGAAUCGUGUGACAAUGUGGCAUACUUACAUACUUUUGUAUAUAUGUGUGCACUGAUACAUACAUACUGUACAUAUGCAAUUAUGUGAUGCAAUGUUUAGUUGUAGCAUGAUCAAUUAGCACUUAAAACAUGCAUAUGAAAAUAUUUAUGACACGAAUGUGACAUUAUUAAAUACAUAUUUUGGAAGAA
Messenger RNA from Folsomia candida, 1508 nucleotides. RefSeq lists its product as uncharacterized. Lineage: Eukaryota; Metazoa; Arthropoda; Collembola; Entomobryomorpha; Isotomidae. Gene Ontology annotation, cellular component: lysosomal membrane; trans-Golgi network membrane. Gene Ontology annotation, biological process: regulated exocytosis. The coding region runs from base 610 to 1182 and encodes 190 amino acids. The record is from RefSeq and is a predicted model, not a curated record. The transcript is spliced from 2 exons.